CAGUCUGAAUAAAAUUACACUAAAACCUGUUCUAUACCAUGCAGUUUUUGUAGGCAUAGAAUUGAGGGAAUGUUGCCUUUGGUCAUCAAGUUUUUCACUUACCUGGUUAUCUGCAUUACAGUCUUUUUAACACGAAGUUCAAUUUUUGUGACAGAUGUAAAAGAAAGUUGCGUUUUUUCCUUUCAUCUAUCCAGAGAGGAGCAGAAUUGAGGAUAUGUGGUAGAGACUAGAAUAGCUAAUCUGAUUGGUGAUUACACUUUAACUUUGUUUUUGAAAAGGAUACGUGAUUGGGAAACAAAUUGUGUGUAAAUUGCAGUUUUCGAAGUGCUAAACGGGCAUUAUAGAAACCUUUCCUUGGCAGCAGCUUUUGCAGAUCUUCCAUACAAUUGUUCUGAAUCUUCUCUGACCCUUCAACUUCUUAUCUUUGCAGGGCUACAAAUUAUCCAACAAAUUAAACAUAUGAUUAUCACAGAAAAGAGGAUGCAUCAAGAACGUGUAACAUCUGAGCACAGCUGUAAUACCUCCAAAUUUGCUGGUUCACCUCUGAGGUGCCGGAGAUGGUGUCGGAGUUACGUUACCGCUAAAGCUGGAGAAAUGGAGAAGAAGAAGCGCCAGCCUCGGCAAAAGAAUCCAUACAAAGGGAUUUUCCUGAGGAAAUGGGGAAGGUGGGUAAUUGAGAUUCGUUUUGCAAAUACAAGGCUCUGGCUCGGCUCCUACCAUACCCCGAUGGCCGCUGCUCGGGCCUACGACGUGGCCCUCUUUUACUUGCGUGGCCCGGGAGCGAAGCUUAACUUCCCUGAGUUCGCGGUGGGCGAUGGCCAGCACCGCGAACUCACGCCAAAGGAGAUACAGAAUCGAGCCAUGGCAGUUGGAUGCAGGAUUGAUGCAAUUCAGAGAGGACUUCAUAUAUCACCCACCCAAAUGAGUGUCAGCGUGACUGACCACCACCGCGAGCCAGAUGUUUAUGUUACACCUGACUUGAACAAAUACCCUCACCUGGAUUGA
Messenger RNA from Ipomoea triloba (trilobed morning glory), 1005 nucleotides. RefSeq names its product ethylene-responsive transcription factor RAP2-1-like. The transcript is spliced from 2 exons. Gene Ontology annotation, biological process: regulation of DNA-templated transcription. The record is from RefSeq and is a predicted model, not a curated record. The coding region runs from base 460 to 1005 and encodes 181 amino acids. Gene Ontology annotation, molecular function: DNA-binding transcription factor activity; DNA binding. Lineage: Eukaryota; Viridiplantae; Streptophyta; Magnoliopsida; Solanales; Convolvulaceae.